GCUGUUAGUCUGAGGUUUGAGGUGACUCGGGGCCACAACACUGCGCGCCGAUCCGCGCAUGAAACCAAGUGCACUUCAGUAAUCAAUGUAGAGGUUGGAAAACUGUGUUACAGUACACAAAGUGGGAAACAACGGCGCGCGUGCAUGCGUCAGCGUGUGUGUGUGUGUGUGUGUGUGUGUGUGUGUGUGUAUGUGUGUAUCAGAGCGACCGAUUCGGCGGUCCGUGGCAGAGCCGGUGUGUAUCGCGGGGGAGAAGGAGUGGCGCAGGCGGGCAGCAUAGGGGUAGGAGUGCAGGAGCGCCAGGGCGCGGUCUUUUACUGCUUUCUUUACUGAUCAUUUCAGCUUCAGACGCGAGUGGACGAAGUGCGCCAGAAAGGCAAAGGCGAGCGCAGAACAUGAGGAUUCCUCCUCACAGCAGCAGCAGCAGCAGCAGCAGUAGCCGGCGGCUCUCAGUCUUCACCGUGCACCCUGUCAAUCUGUCACUGCUGUCCGUUGAGUUAAAGACACGGACUUAGCAGGAGGUUCCCGUGUAAUCUCGCAAUAAAUGGACUCGCUCUCGUUUUCAUUCCGCUGUUUCAUCGUCGGUGCGUAUAUGGAGAGGCACUGUCCUCUCGGCACCACUGGACCUUGCUUUUGUUUUGACGUCUUCCACAGUGCGACGCAUGCCAAGCUCGCCGUAGACAGCGCGUACUUUUUUUACGCACAGACGAUGACAAGGAUAAAAGCAAUAAGGAAUUAAAGACCCCUCGAUUUAUUUAGCCCUUAUUUGGGGGAAAUUAGGAGUGUGGAAGAAGGGGGGCAGUUUGAGUUUCACCCUUGACCCGUGGCCCCCGUAGCACUCCGUGUUUGGGGACUUUCUUGUUUUGAGAGGGGGUAAUGCGUGUUCCCGCGGUGCUGGGGCUCCUGGUCGCCUGCGCGCUGAUCUGCGCCCCGGUGAGCGAAGCGUGCGGCCCGGGCAGGGGCUACGGCAACAAGCGGCGGCUUCCCAAGAAACUCACGCCGCUCAACUACAAGCAGUUUAUCCCGAACGUCGCCGAGAAGACGCUGGGUGCCAGCGGGCGCCUCGAAGGCAAGAUCACGCGGAACUCGGAGCGCUUCAAGGAGCUCACCCCCAACUACAACCCCGACAUCAUCUUCAAGGAUGAGGAGAACACGGGCGCGGACCGGCUCAUGACCCAGCGUUGUAAAGACAAGCUGAACUCUCUGGCUAUCUCCGUCAUGAACAUGUGGCCAGGUGUGAAGCUGAGGGUCACUGAGGGCUGGGAUGAAGAUGGCAAUCACCUUGAGGAAUCUCUGCACUAUGAAGGAAGGGCAGUAGAUAUCACCACCUCUGACCGUGAUCGUAAUAAAUACGGCAUGUUGGCAAGGCUGGCGGUGGAGGCCGGCUUCGACUGGGUUUACUACGAGUCCAAAGCACACGUCCAUUGCAGCGUGAAAUCAGAACACUCUGUGGCUGCUAAGACAGGUGGCUGUUUUCCGGGAGGAGCUCUGUUGAGUCUGGAGAAUGGGAGCAGGAAGGCCAUGAAGGAUCUGCAGCUCGGUGAGCGAGUCUUGGCAUCAUUGCAUGGUGACGGCAGUGGGCAGCUUGUCUUCAGCGAGGUCAUCGCUUUCCUAGACCGCCAAUCCUCCGCCCACACACUGUUUUAUACAAUAGAGACAGAGUCCGGUGCUGCAUUAAGCCUUACUGCUGCCCACCUCAUGUUUGUGGCUGAGGGGAACUGCUCGGGCCCGGCGCCCAGGGGACAGCUCAGGACUGUGUUCGCCAGUGACGUGCAGCUUGGUCAGUGUGUGGUUGUGGCUCAUGGAUUGGCACAAGAAGGAAAGCUGUCCCGAGUGAUCAGAGUUCAGCUACAGGAGGACAUAGGAGUGUUCGCGCCUCUCACCGUGCAUGGCACAGUUGUGGUUAACGACAUUGUGUCCUCCUGCUAUGCCGCCAUGGAAGAACACUGGCUUGCUCACAUUGCUUUUACCCCACUGAGGGCACUUCAUCAUUGGGGAGGGCCAAUGUGGCACCAAGCUGAGGGGGUGCACUGGUACUCCUCACUGCUGCACUGGAUUGGAACACACAUACUCAACCCAAAACACUUUCACCCCUGGAGUGUGGUAGCUUCUGAUAGAUGAGAAAAUGAAAUGCCAGAGAGAAAUCAGACAAAAAAGGGUGAAAUGAAAAACUUUUUUUCUCUUUAAAGACUUGAAGAGUGCAGUAAAUCAUUGGGUGUGUUUUGACUUGGAGGACAUCCCCUGAAACGAUUCAGAAAAAACCCACAUGUAAAAAAUUCUCAAUGCAAAACUAUUUGAAAUGGGUUUCUUUUAUUGCCUACACUGGAGCAUACUCACAAACACAAACACGCACACUUCUACACAUAUGUGCAUACGUGCUGUUAAUAACCAUUCUUAUACUGAGAUAAUGCAACAGAGGUAAACUGUAGAUAAAUUAGCUCAGGUAAGCAGUAGCUCAGACAUAGGAACACAGUCUUAGCCUGUCUGAUGCUGUAGCUGUUUCAGUAUAAUAAAGUGUUAUAUGAAGAUUACAUGGGCUUGGGAGUCAGAUGCAGUUAUUACUAAAGGCAACUAAGAAAAUCUACCAGAUCUGCUAGCUAUCAGGAAUUUUCACUUCUGGUGUCGUACCAUUCUGUAAGUUAUUUGUUACGUCCCAUUCUUCUCUUACAAGUUCAAACUCAGUGUCUUCUACUUAUCAAUGCUGUUAAUGUUUCAUGUUUUACUGCUGGAAAUGUUCUUUGUAACUUUAUCAUGUAUUUAAUAGUCACAUUGUACACUGUAUUUCUACAUUUAGCAUACGCAAGGGGUAAAAUACACACCAUUGCAACUUUAUCUAUACUAUUAAGCGAUACUGUGCUACUUACUAUUUAUUAACUUCACUCAGUACAGAUGUGUCAGAGAGCAGCCUGCUCAGCAUCUUUCGUAAAUGCUCAGUAUGUUAAUUCCCCAUGUAUGCUUAAUGGAGUGAUACUCACAAUCUGGCGUGCUUUAUUUACCUUUUUUGUGGCAUUAUUAACUUUUUACCAAAAAGAUGUCAAAAUUAUAUGUUCAUAAAAAUAUUUAAAGAUCUAUUUUUCAAAAUUAAACUAUAUGGAAAUA
Silurus meridionalis is the source of this 3099-nucleotide messenger RNA. RefSeq names its product Indian hedgehog signaling molecule a (gene ihha). The transcript is spliced from 3 exons. Gene Ontology annotation, molecular function: patched binding; calcium ion binding. Lineage: Eukaryota; Metazoa; Chordata; Actinopteri; Siluriformes; Siluridae. Gene Ontology annotation, biological process: protein autoprocessing; regulation of gene expression; smoothened signaling pathway. The record is from RefSeq and is a predicted model, not a curated record. The coding region runs from base 877 to 2121 and encodes 414 amino acids.